Messenger RNA from Entamoeba invadens IP1, 981 nucleotides. RefSeq lists its product as hypothetical. Lineage: Eukaryota; Evosea; Mastigamoebida; Endamoebidae. The annotation marks the transcript as partial. The record is from RefSeq and is a predicted model, not a curated record. The transcript has a single exon.
CAUCUCUAAUAACAAAUGAAAACCAAAUCGAAUGCUUCGAAUUUAUUUCUUUUGAAAAAGAAAGAGAUAGAGAUUAUUUGAUGUCAACAAUGAAAUUGUAUUUAGGAAGAAAAAUACUACGAAUUUGUCCACUUAAGCUUAAUUACGAUAUUGGCUGCAUUUUAGAACAGAAAGAUAUGGGCAUAUUCAGUUCAUACAGAAAUGCACUGCAUUGUCCAAUUUUAAAUGAAAAUACAACUAUUUAUAUAGAAACAAAUGAAGUGAUUCUAAACAUUGGAUUUAAUGGUACUUUCAAUCAAAAUGUUAAAACACUUAAAUUCAAAAAGAUCAAUGAAUAUAAUACAAAUUUUAAAGAUUCAAACACUGCAAAUGUCAUUUAUAUUUCAAAUGAAUCAAUUAAUAACAAUAACAUAUCAGUCUCCAACAAAAAUAUUAAACUUCUUGUUGGGGAAGAAUAUGGGUUUAAAAAUACUAAUAACAUUACAACGCAAAUGAAUGAUGUUGUGUUUAAUGAUAAGCAAAACUGCACUGCUUUGUAUAUUGACAAAACAGAUAUAUCAUGCAAAUACUAUAAAAAUUCGUAUUUACUUGAUAAUCAAUGCAAAAAUUAUGAUAAUAAUUGCGGAUUAUCAACAACACAAACAAAUGUCACAACAAAGGUUUGUGAAUCGUGUCCUGAUUCGUAUCAUUUUUACAAAAACAGGUGUUUUAAGUGUUCAAAUGGGUGUUUAAAAUGUGUGAAGGAAGGGUGUGUUUUAUGUGAUACAGGCUAUUUGUUGGUUCAACAAAAUGGAGUAGACAUUUGCGAAUCACCAAAUAACACCAUUUUAGCCAAACACAAUCUAAUUAUGAAAUGCGAAGAAGGGUAUUACUCUAGAUAUGCAGAGUGUGUAAAAUGCGACUCAAAUUGUCUGGCAUGUGUUGAUGAAAGCAUUUGUACAAUAUGUAAUAAUAAAUAUAUUUUCAAAACAAAAAGUGUGA